Messenger RNA from Oppiella nova, 2511 nucleotides. Lineage: Eukaryota; Metazoa; Arthropoda; Arachnida; Sarcoptiformes; Oppiidae. The record is from the annotation of a GenBank genome assembly.
UAUGCGUCGCAAGAGCCGUGGAAUUUCAAUAAUAGCGUCCGAAAUAACAUACUGUUUGGCAGUGAAUACGAUGAGCGCAGAUAUAAUCGUGUGGUAGAGGUGUGCGCACUGGAAAGGGAUCUAAAAAUACUACCAUUUGGUGACAAAACAUUGGUCGGCGAAAAAGGGGUUCAACUAUCAGGUGGUCAAAAGGCCAGGAUCAAUUUGGCAAGAGCUCUUUACAGGGACACAGAUAUCGUCCUAAUGGACGACCCGUUAAGCGCUGUGGACACCGCUGUAGCCGAGCAUAUAUUUGAUAAGUACGCCACUGAUCCUGACGAGUACUUAUCGGACAAAAUACGAAUACUAGUCACCCAUCAAAUCCAAUUCGUACGUAAAGCCACGCAAAUACUGGUACUCAAUGAUGGCCGGUGUCUAGGAGUGGGCACCUAUGACCAGCUCCAGGCCCAGGGUCUAGACUUUAUGCAAAUACUCAGUGAACAGGAACGAGAGGCGGCCGAACACAAUAGGGAACUUCAGCGCACUCUGUCGGUCAGUAGUGGCCAUAAAGCGGAACCCAAUUUAUUGAGACCUAGGAAUCAAUCCCGGAGAGCAUCGGUAGCCCUUUCCGAAAUGGAAGUGGUAAAUACUGAGGUGAUCGAUGAUGAUUACACGGGUGACCCUAAAAUACAGGACGAACAGCGAGAGGUGGGUGCCAUUGACGGUAAAAUCUACUGGGAGUACAUUAAGGCAGGUGCCGGUCCCAUUCUGUUCACCCUGACAAUAUUAUCGACACUGUUUAUCAUAUAUAGCCUACCUGUCCAUAUAUAUAGGACUGACCUCAACCAGAGGGAAGGCCAUGAUAUAAGCGAUAGCGACCAGAGUCGGGGUAUCAUUAUAUACGCGGCACUUAUUGGCGCGUUAUUUGUGACGGCACUCAUGCGGACGACCACGUGGUUCGCGAUGUGUAUGCGGGCGUCCAUUAACCUACACAACAGUAUAUUCAUGCGAUUAUUACGGGCGCCUAUAGCCGUGUUUGACAAUAACCCUGUUGGUCGAAUACUGAAUCGAUUUUCAAAGGACACUGGUAUAAUCGAUGAAAUGUUGCCCACUACUGGGUUUGAUUUAAACAUGAGUAUGACCUUGCUACUGGGAACAUUUAUUGUGGUGUCCAUGGUGAACCCAUACCUAAUAAUUCCGGCAAUAUUUUUAAUUAUAUUCACUAUACUCAUACGGACCGUGUAUAUUAAAACGGCCAGGGAUAUUAAACGAUACGAGGGGCUAACACGUAGUCCUGUAUACUCUCAUGUUAGCACCACCCUAAAUGGUCUGGCUAGUGUGCGAGCUUAUGGUGCUCAAAAGGCUUUUGAAAAACAAUUUUACGUAUACCAGGAUGACCACAGCGCCACCUGGUUCCUAUUUGUGUGCUCGUCGAGGGCCUUGGGACUCGUGACUGACUACCUGUGCAUCGUAUAUAUCGUGGCCAUUUCGACGGUAUUAAUGGCAUUCCCCGAUACAGUAUCCGGGGGCGGGGUGGGCCUUGCACUAUCAUCAGUGCUUAUGUUAAUAAAUACGACCCAAUGGGGUGUCCGGCAGUCAACGGAAUUUGAGUCUCAAAUGACUUCUGUCGAGCGUAUCAUUGAGUACUCGAGAUUACCACAGGAGGCGCCACUAGUCUCACCCGUAAAUGACCCCUACCUUCAAACGCCACCACCUGAUUGGCCAUCUAAUGGACAGAUAACUUUCAAAAACAUGUCACUCUGUUACGAAGGCUCAGAUAAGCCGGUGCUUAAAAAUUUACUUUGCACAAUUAAGCCUGGUGAAAAAGUCGGUAUUGUCGGACGUACAGGUGCCGGAAAGUCGUCGAUCAUAUCAGCCUUGUUUCGUAUGUCGGAACCUACAGGUGUGGUUGAGGUGGAUGGGGUCGACACAAAAACUAUUGGUUUACAUGAAUUACGUCGACGUAUAUCAAUUAUACCGCAGGAACCGGUAGUUUUCACGGGAACGGUACGUCGUAAUCUCGACCCGUUUGCUGAGUUUACGGACAGUCAGAUUUGGGAGGCCUUGGAUGAGACACAAUUAAGGCAUACGGUGAAUGAGCUACCAGGCCAAUUGGAUGGGGAGCUUAGUGAAGGUGGGGGUAAUUUGAGUGUAGGCCAGAGGCAAUUAGUGUGUUUGGCCAGGGCGAUUUUAAGAGAUAAUAAGAUACUGGUGCUCGAUGAGGCUACGGCUAACGUGGACUUACACACCGAUGCACUCAUACAACAGACCAUAAGACAUAAGUUUGCAAACUGUACGGUACUUACGAUCGCACACCGACUCAACACGAUUAUCGAUUGCGACCGCGUUUUGGUGCUGGACGCGGGUGAGAUCAUGGAGUUUGACGCACCGUUCGCUUUGUUGCAACGAAAGGCAUAUUUCUAUGACAUGUGCCGUAAGACCGGUCGCGAGAUGUGCAACCAUUUGAUACAAAUGGCUAAAGAGGCACAUCUCAGACGCUAUAAUACUAUGGAAAUGGACGGGGAGGACGAG